AUGUCGAAGGAUCACGUUAUCAAGCCAGAAGACUCCGGCGCUGUUGCGAACACGUCCGAAUGGCCACUUCUUUUGAAGAACUACGACAAGUUGCUUGUCAGAAGCGGACACUACACUCCGAUCCCAGCGGGUUCUUCGCCAUUGAAAAGAGACUUGAAGUCGUACAUCUCUUCCGGUGUUAUCAACCUGGAUAAGCCAUCGAACCCAUCCUCUCACGAGGUUGUCGCCUGGAUCAAACGUAUCUUGCGUUGCGAGAAGACCGGUCACUCCGGUACGUUGGAUCCAAAGGUCACUGGUUGUUUGAUCGUUUGUAUUGACAGAGCCACGAGACUGGUCAAGUCCCAGCAAGGUGCAGGGAAGGAGUACGUGUGUAUUGUCAGAUUGCACGACGCUUUGAAGGACGAGAAGGACCUUGGUCGCCAGUUGGAGACGCUGACCGGUGCCCUUUUCCAAAGACCACCUUUAAUCUCCGCCGUUAAGAGACAAUUGAGAGUACGUACCAUUUACGACUCGAAUCUAAUUGAAUUCGACAACAAGAGAAACUUGGGUGUUUUCUGGGCCUCCUGUGAGGCAGGGACCUACAUGAGAACUUUGUGUGUUCAUUUGGGUAUGUUGCUAGGUGUCGGUGGUCACAUGCAGGAACUACGUCGUGUUAGAUCCGGUGCUCUAAGUGAAAACGACGAGAUGGUAACUUUGCAUGACGUCUUGGAUGCCCAAUGGGUGUACGACAACACGAGAGACGAAACAUACUUGAGAAACAUCAUUAAGCCGCUAGAGACCUUACUGGUCGGCUACAAGAGAAUCGUCGUCAAGGAUUCCGCCGUCAACGCUGUCUGUUACGGUGCCAAGUUGAUGAUCCCAGGUCUGCUACGUUACGAGGACGGUAUUGAGUUGUACGACGAAGUGGUCUUGAUCACCACCAAGGGUGAGGCCAUUGCCGUUGCCAUCGCCCAGAUGGCUACUGUCGACUUGGCCACCUGUGACCACGGCGUCGUUGCUACUGUCAAGAGAUGUAUCAUGGAGAGAGAUUUGUACCCAAGAAGAUGGGGGUUGGGUCCAAUCGCCCAAAAGAAGAAGCAGAUGAAGGCCGACGGUAAAUUAGACAAGUACGGUCGUUUGAACGAGAGUACGCCAGAGGACUGGAAGAAAUUGUACGUUUCUUUGGAGAAAAACGAAGGCAAGACAGAGGCCCCAACUUCAGAAUCCACCACACCUUUGAUUAAGGAAGUUGAGUCGAAGAAACCGGAAGAGGAGAAGGUUGAAAAGAAGGAGAAAAAAGAGAAGAAGGAGAAGAAGGAGGACAAGGCUGAAAAGAAGGAAAAGAAGGAAAAGAAGGACAAGGAUGAAAAGAAGGAGAAGAAAGAGAAGAAGGAGAAGAAGGAGAAGAAGAGAAAGGCCGAGGAUGAUGGUGAGGAAAAGAAGAAGAAGAAAUCCAAGAAAUAG
Molecule: messenger RNA, 1443 nt
Organism: Huiozyma naganishii CBS 8797
Lineage: Eukaryota; Fungi; Ascomycota; Saccharomycetes; Saccharomycetales; Saccharomycetaceae
Gene: CBF5
Product: pseudouridine synthase CBF5
Exons: 1
Coding region: 1-1443 (480 amino acids)
Biological process (GO): snRNA pseudouridine synthesis; box H/ACA sno(s)RNA 3'-end processing; rRNA pseudouridine synthesis
Cellular component (GO): box H/ACA snoRNP complex
Molecular function (GO): pseudouridine synthase activity; RNA binding
Source: RefSeq, a predicted model, not a curated record